AACAAAUUUGCAAGAAAUGCUUUGAUUUAAAGUCACUAAGUCACUAAUAAAUCAAUUAUAACAUCCAGGUGUUUUCCAAUAUGCUAUAAAAGCAAAAUACUUAGCUGUGUACAGUCAGUUUACAUUUGAAACUAAGUGAUAUUGUAAAGAAUGGAAGGCUUUCAGCCGGUGGCAUUAGUAACUCUUUUAUUUGGAAUACUUGGUAUUGUUCAUUGUCAAGAAGUCUUGAGCUCGGAAAACGACAUUUGCAGAUUCUUCAAAGAUGGCGUCUUGUUGCGAAAGCCAGGCUUUUGUCAUAUCGGCAUAAAGUGUGAAAACUUUAAAAGCGUCACUGCGAUCGAAUGUGAAAAAAAUCAGUUUUAUAAUCGAAAUACUAACAAAUGUGAAAAAACUUCUUCCGACAAAUAUUGCGCAACAGCAUGUACUUCAAAAACUCAGGGUUAUAUUGCGGACACUAAGAACUGUCAAGGCUGGUAUAACUGCAAAGGCUCCACCACGGUUAGCUUUGGCUCUUGUGCGAGUAAUCUGGUUUUUAAUGUUAAUAAAAGCAUGUGCGAUUAUCCGGAAAAUUAUUCUUGUAAAAAGGAAUUUAGUUUUUGUGAUGUUGUGCCGAAUUCAAUACCAUUUUUGCACGAGACGAACUGUGCUGGCUACUACGAAUGUGUGAAAGAUAAACUAGUUGAGCAGGCUUGUGAAUACGGCAACUACUUUGAUGUUGAAACAGGAACUUGCAUUCCAAGGAAUCAAGUUAAUUGUGCAAAAUAUCCGUUUCCUGAUGAAGUGUGCGGCAACAAAAAACUUGCAAUUAGAAAUCGCUUUGUCAGUGAUGACGCUUCUUGUCGUGGAUAUUUUUACUGUAAAGACCUUGGUGUUGGCAUCCCAGAUACAGCACCGGUUUGGGGACAGUGCUCGGAAACAAGAUUUUUCGAUCCGAUAGAAGAGGCAUGUUUGCCUCGGGCGUAUGUGCGAUGCGUUGACGAUCGGUGCGACGGUCGAAAUGACGGUUAUGAGAUAAGUUCACAAACGGGUUGUCAACAUUACCUUAUUUGUAAAGGAAACCGCACUUCAGAGGAAAUUUAUUGUGGGGACGAUAAGUGGUUUGAUGCAGAAAAAAAUGAGUGCACCACCACUAUUAAAUCGUAUCCAGCUUGCUCUUAAUUCUUUACUUAUGUUAUACCAUAUAAUUGGAACAACUAUACUCAACACUAACACUAUUCUCAGUUUAUAAAGCUUUUUCAGUUCCACAUUAAUUAAUUAAUAUGUAAAUUAAAAGACAGAAAAUGUUAAAAUAAAAAAUAUCCUACCAAUCUAUAUAUAAAGAAUAAAGUGAAUGUUGGUAAACCGAUAAGGGUAACAGAAGUAAUGUCACUGCGCAACUGAUACACACACAUACAUAUGUAUUUCUAAAUUUACGCUUGACUGUGCACAAAAGAUUACUACGACAUCUGUUGGAAGCUAGAAGGAUUUUGAUUGAUACAGUGGCAACUAAUUCCUUUAAAUUUUAUAUAUGCAUUGGGAAAGAUUAUAUGUAUAUAUGUACAUACAUAUGUAUGUAUAUUCAAGAUAAAAACGAAAAUGUAAAAUGCAAUAACUUCCCAUACAAAAAUUAUUUUAAUAUUUUAUAAGCACUUACCAUAUUUUAUUUAACUUCGUUUCGCAUCAUCUGCAAUAAAUUGAUACAAUUCCGUA
Bactrocera dorsalis (oriental fruit fly) is the source of this 1689-nucleotide messenger RNA. RefSeq names its product peritrophin-44. Gene Ontology annotation, cellular component: extracellular region. Lineage: Eukaryota; Metazoa; Arthropoda; Insecta; Diptera; Tephritidae. Gene Ontology annotation, molecular function: chitin binding. The coding region runs from base 151 to 1158 and encodes 335 amino acids. The record is from RefSeq and is a predicted model, not a curated record. The transcript is spliced from 3 exons.